AUGGUUGAGGCACUGGAGCUGCUUGUCAAAACAAGACAGACGUGUGGUGUUCUACAGGAAAACCCUUAUUUGUUCGCCAGGCCAGCCUCAAUGUUCCAUCAGCGUGGCAGCUGCAUUGGUGUUUUUGCAAAGGCUUGUGGGGCAAAGAAUCCUGGUGCUAUUUCCUCCACAAAGUUGAGAAAACAUGCAGCAACAUUGUCUACAGUCCUUAAUAUGAAUGAAAAUGAAAUGGACCAGCUUGCUAACUUUCUUGGCCAUGACCUUUAUGUCCACCGCCAAUACUAUCGUCUCCCGGAAGGGACACUACAGCUUGCUAAAAUUAGCAAAGUGCUGAUGUCAUUGGAGCAAGGAAGACUCGUGGAAUUCAAGGGGAAGAAUCUAGAUGAGAUCGAAAUAGAUCCAAAUGAGGUAGUCCAGGGUAUUGAAGAUGAAAUGGAGAAGGACAUGGAGUCACAGCUGAUUCAUUGCAAUGAACUCAACACCAACAAGGAGAGACCCAUAAGGUCACAAUCAACAGAUAAUACUUUGUGUGGAAAGGAGAACUUGGACACGGACAAGCGAGGAAAUGAAAAGUCACAACAAACAGGACCCAGAAGCAGAGCUCAGAAGAAGAAGUGGGAGAAAAAUGAGGUGGAGGCAGUCCAAAGGCAUUUGGGUGGAUUCAUCAAAUCCCUACGUGUCCCAGGAAAACAAGACUGUGAAAAAUGCAUACAGGCGGAACCAGACGUUCUCAAAACCCGUGACUGGCGAGCCGUAAAGUAUUUCGCCAACAACAAAAUUGUUGCGCUGAAACGAAAGCUUUAA
This is a messenger RNA of Periophthalmus magnuspinnatus, 804 nucleotides long. RefSeq lists its product as uncharacterized. The transcript has 4 exons. The coding region runs from base 1 to 804 and encodes 267 amino acids. Lineage: Eukaryota; Metazoa; Chordata; Actinopteri; Gobiiformes; Gobiidae. The record is from RefSeq and is a predicted model, not a curated record.